GAAAUUGUUUGAAACAUAUAAUUUCAUUUGUUCACUACAAUACACCUAUUAUCACCAUGAACUACCACAAAGUGUUGUGCACUUUUAUCAUCUGUUCAGUUCUUUUCUUUGCAUCGACCCAAGCAGUAUUGAAACCUUUUCCGUGUCCCAUACCAUGUUUAAAACCAGUAGAAGUACCAUGUCCUAUCCCUUCAUGUUUGGGAACUAACAGUUUAACAUCAAAAUUGAAUGCAUUAUUAUUAGCUAAGCUAAUUUUGAAAAAGGGAUUGACUCCAAUACCUGCACCAUACUUAGUACCCACUACUCCAUCAAAACCUAGUACUCCACCUCCACCAGUCGAAUCAAAACCUUGUGCUCCGUCUUGCCCACCACCAAGCCCACCACCUUGCCCACCACCUUGUCCACCACCUAGUCCACCACCUUGCCCUCCUCCAUCUUUACCUGCAUUUACCUUACUACCGCCAUGUCUUCCAUCACCAGCACCCUGCCAAUCUUAUUCUUCAUUAUUGGAAUUAGCUCCUUUACUCGCUUCUUUAGCAUCAUCACUUAAUCAAUGUCCACCGCCUGCACCCGCAGUUGCUCCAUUACAGUUGAUUCCUAUCCCAACAACACCAAUAACUCCACAAUACCAAUAUGAACAACAAUUACUUUCACAAAUUUUAGCUUCUACUAGUACAUUGUCUACCCCAUGCUCACAAUAUUGCUUCCCAACACCCCAACCAGCAUGUGGAUGUUAACAAGUCACACUUCAGUAAAGACUGAAUUGUAAAAUCUCGUAGAAAAUUUCAAAAUUUUAAUAUUAUUAUUAUUAUUAUUGUCCAGUGUUAAUAAAUUAUAAUUUUAAUUAAAUUAUA
Molecule: messenger RNA, 854 nt
Organism: Daktulosphaira vitifoliae (grape phylloxera)
Lineage: Eukaryota; Metazoa; Arthropoda; Insecta; Hemiptera; Phylloxeridae
Exons: 2
Coding region: 57-737 (226 amino acids)
Source: RefSeq, a predicted model, not a curated record